Plectropomus leopardus (leopard coralgrouper) is the source of this 2516-nucleotide messenger RNA. It is a transcript of the gene tbp, whose product is annotated as TATA box binding protein. Gene Ontology annotation, biological process: DNA-templated transcription initiation. Lineage: Eukaryota; Metazoa; Chordata; Actinopteri; Perciformes; Serranidae. The record is from RefSeq and is a predicted model, not a curated record. Gene Ontology annotation, molecular function: DNA binding.
CAUGAGCGCCGAAGCACCGAGGAGUAACCGAGCCUGAAGCUGAAUUUAUUUUGUUCGUGUGCCGCUUUGCACUGCGAGAGUGUGCGUGCGCGACAAAGCUGCCAGAGAGAAGAAUCAAGAAGAAGGUGUUUCUGCAGAGUCCAGUCCUCUGUGGUUGUUGGUGUUUUUCUACUGUAAUACAAACUCAAGACGCACAGCCUUGAGGCACCUGCUGUGUAAAGUUACUUCCUGCUCGUAGGUGGCAGUGAACUAACGCAAGGAGCUAAAAGAUGGACCAGAACAACAGUAUACCACCCUUCCAGGGGCUGGCCUCCCCUCAGGGUGCCAUGACCCCAGGCAUGCCAAUCUUCAGUCCCAUGAUGCCGUAUGGUUCAGGCCUGACACCCCAGCCCGUCCAGAACACCAACAGUUUGUCUAUACUGGAGGAACAGCAGAGGCAACAACAGCAGCAACAGGCGCAGCAGGCAAACACAGGUCUUCCUGGAACGUCGGGGCAGACCCCGCAGCUUUACCAUUCCCAGACUGUUGCAGGCACGACCACCACAGCGCUGCCAGGAAACACCCCGCUCUACAACACCCCGCUCACCCCCAUGACCCCUGUCACACCGGCCACACCAGCCUCGGAGAGCUCUGGAAUAGUACCACAGCUGCAGAACAUAGUAUCUACCGUAAAUCUGGGCUGUAAACUGGAUUUGAAGACCAUCGCUCUGAGAGCCAGGAAUGCAGAGUACAACCCAAAGCGUUUUGCUGCCGUCAUCAUGAGAAUACGAGAACCUCGGACCACUGCUCUCAUCUUCAGCUCUGGGAAGAUGGUCUGCACUGGAGCCAAGAGUGAGGAGCAGUCGAGGUUAGCUGCAAGAAAAUACGCUCGUGUGGUGCAGAAGCUCGGUUUUCCUGCCAAGUUCCUGGACUUCAAGAUUCAGAACAUGGUGGGAAGCUGCGAUGUGAAGUUCCCCAUUCGGCUGGAAGGAUUAGUUCUCACACAUCAGCAGUUUAGCAGCUAUGAACCGGAGCUGUUUCCAGGAUUGAUUUAUAGAAUGAUCAAACCCAGAAUCGUCUUGCUCAUCUUUGUCUCUGGGAAGGUUGUACUCACAGGCGCCAAGGUGAGAGCAGAGAUCUACGAAGCGUUUGAAAACAUUUAUCCCAUUCUGAAAGGUUUCCGCAAGACGACGUAGAACCUGCAGCUCCAUCUUUUACCUUUAUGUCCCAAACGUUGACUCUUUGUACUCAGUUUUUUUUUUUUUUUUUUUUGUAAUUCACAAGAAGUGUCAUCUAUAUGUUGACCUCAACAAGUGGACUGCUGUAAGGGCUGUUGUACAGGGAUUUUUUUGUGCCCCCUCCAGAAUUUUUACUCUUUGUUUUCCUCUGUUCUAAUCAGAAGUGAAGACACCUCCAUUUAUUUCAGACCCUUUCUCAGCUUUUGCCCAGUUAUUUUUCUGUUAUCCAGAUCACAUCCCUGAUUGUACAUAAGACUGUAAAGAAAUGUAAAAAGCGCUGGUUGAAAGAGAAGCAGUCAGACCUUGAUUGCUUUUUGCUUUUAUUUUAAGCCAUUUUAAACAAGUUUUGUACGUUGCAUUUUUAUACAUUGUCCGCUCAGUCCCCAAGUUUUAUCAUGACAUGUCUGGGCCUGUCAACACCACAUUCCUGUGAGCAGUAUUUGCAAAGAUUUUAGCUCGAGUGACUUUAUCCCAAAAGAAAUCGGUCUGCUUUUUUGAGAAUUUCAUGUUAAUUAUUUUUUGCAUUCAAAUCCUGCAGAUUACAGUUCAGAUUAGUCCUGAUUACAUAAACGCUGGAUGUGGAUUUUCCUCUAGAUACAAACAUUUUGACACAUAUCAAGUCUGAUAAGCUGUAACUGAAGACAGAUGAUCUUAAAUUUUAGGUUGACAGAAGUUAAAUUGAUUGAAGUCCUACAGCUGAAGUCAUCAUCAGGUUGUUGGUUAGUUCUUUGAGGUUUGUCAGCUCAGUUAUGGCUACGUUUGUACCGAAACAUGAAGAAAAGAUUCUGCUGGUCCUAAACAGCCUCCUCUUUCACUUAUUUUAAAUUCACACAAUACAUCUUACAUUCACAAGCACUAAAAUCUGAAGGCAGAUAAACUAUGUGUUAUGUUGCUGUGUUUAUUGUUUUAAAGUUGUUGGGUUUUUUUGGCUGUUCAGAAUUAUAUUUAAAAGUUCUCUUGAAAAUUCUUUUGCGUGUAGGAAAAAGUGAAUCUUUGAUGGAAAAACUGACUUUGCUAUAUGCUCAGCCACACACCUGGCCACAAACGAGUUAAAUUUUGAGCACUUGUUGGUGAGAUAGUUCUGGUGACUGUCAGUUUCACCAUCUGUGUGUCUGCCACCUGACGCCUGUUUGGGCAGAAGAGAUUAAUACGGAUUUGCAUUUAAUAUUAAUUAAUACUUUCCUCAUUGAUUCUGAUCGGCGGCAGAGACAGGACGCCCCGUCACAUCUCAAUACAACUCUGCUUCUUCUGAAAUAGUUUAUGUGCUGCAUUGUGCAUUAAUAAAUGUGUACAUACUGA